UCGCGAUUCGAAUCCCCCCUCUUUUAUACGCGAACGUGCGCCGGGUGAUUGACGGUGGCGGUUGUCCUGCAGGGGCUCGGGAUUGAAUCAGUUGCCGUUACCGAUUACAGUUGUAUCCGCUGAACAAUGGCGACCUCAGUGAAACUCAACACCGGUGCAGAAAUGCCGAUUAUCGGUCUGGGGACAUGGAAGUCACGUCCAGGUCAAGUAACCGAAGCUGUGAAAGCUGCCAUAGCUGCAGGCUACAGGCACAUCGAUGGAGCGAUGGUCUACGAGAAUGAGAAGGAGGUGGGAGAGGGCGUCCACGCCAUGAUCAAAGAAGGCGUGGUGAAGAGAGAAGAGCUUUUCAUGGUCAGCAAGCUCUGGUGCACCUUCCAUGACAAGUCAGCAGUAAAAGGGGCGUGUCAGAAGACCUUGAGUGACCUGCAGCUGGAUUACCUAGACCUUUACCUGAUUCACUGGCCAAUGGGCUUUCAGGCUGGGAAAGAAAUGUUCCCUCUGGACAGUGAAGGCUUAACUAUCAACGAUGACACCCAUUUCCUGGAUACCUGGGAGGGUAUGGAGGAGUUGGUGGACGCUGGGCUGGUCAAGGCCAUCGGCAUCUCCAACUUCAACCGAGAGCAGAUUGAAGCCAUCCUGAACAAGCCAGGCCUCAAGUACAAACCUGCCAACCACCAGAUUGAGUGCCACCCCUACCUGACGCAGGAGAAGCUGAUCAACUUCUGUCAGUCUAAGGGGAUCACAGUGACUGCGUACAGCCCACUGGGCUCUCCUGAUAGACCAUGGGCCAAACCAGAGGACCCUUCGUUGCUGGAGGAGCCAGACAUCAAGGCCAUUGCCCAGAAGUACAAUAAGACCACUGCUCAGGUCCUCAUACGCUUCCAAAUCCAGAGAAACGUCGUUGUGAUACCCAAGUCUGUCACUCCCUCACGCAUCCAGGACAACUUUCAAGUCUUUGACUUCAACCUGACUGAUGAUGAGAUGAAGACCAUUCUAGGCUUCAACAGGAACUUCAGGGUUUGUCCCAUGCAGUGGGGUGUGAAGCACAGAGACUAUCCAUUUAAUGCUGAGUAUUAAAAGGGAAGAGGUCUCGUUCAAGAUGCUGCCUAAAAGCUUCAACUCCAGUUCUUUCUGAUUUCUUUACAUUUUCCCCCAAUCUGUGGUUUUCGUGGAGAUCUGGCAGAGCAAAGGGCGUUUACUCUUCCGGUGGUCUGUGAUGAUAUUUCAGUGGUUUUGAUUUUGGAAGAAUAAAAGAGGUUUUUGAAAGUUC
This is a messenger RNA of Colossoma macropomum (tambaqui), 1270 nucleotides long. Its product is annotated as aldo-keto reductase family 1 member B1-like. Bases 127 to 1077 code for a protein of 316 amino acids. The record is from RefSeq and is a predicted model, not a curated record. Gene Ontology annotation, molecular function: aldose reductase (NADPH) activity. Gene Ontology annotation, cellular component: cytosol. Lineage: Eukaryota; Metazoa; Chordata; Actinopteri; Characiformes; Serrasalmidae. The transcript has 10 exons.